AUGCAGAGUCCCGCUCCUGCGGGCUCCGCCGCCUCGGCGCCCCCCAUCGCACUCUCGCCCGUAGAGAGGAGCGCCUUUGCGCAUCUCUUCAACCUCGCCGAUCCAGAGCGCACCGGCAUCGUCACCGGAGAUGCCGCCGUCUCCUUCUUUGCCAAGUCCAAGCUGCCCCCACCCGUCCUCGGUCAGAUCUGGGCCAUGGCCGACAGCGCCAACAACGGCUUCCUCACCCCGCCCUCCUUCAGCAUCGCUCUCCGCCUCAUCGCUCACGCACAGCGCGGCGAGCCCGUCACAGACGCCCUCGUCAAGCGUCCCGGCCCACCUCCCACCAUGGAGGGCGUCAACCUCCCGCUCACCGCACAGCUCACCGGCUCCCAGUCCGCCGCUUCCGGCGCCACCAACAUGCCCGGCGUCAUCGAGAUCAAGCCCGAGGAUCGCGCCCGCUACACCCGCAUCUUUGCCAACUCCGGCCCCUCGGGCGGUCUUAUCGACGGCGACCGCGCCAAGGAGAUCUUUGUCAAGUCCAAGCUUCCCUUUGACAAGCUCGGCGCCAUCUGGAACCUCGCAGACACACAGGCACGCGGCGCCCUCGAUCUCACCGACUUUAUCAUCGCCAUGCACUUCAUCCAGAACACCAUGAACGGCUCGCUCAACUCCAUCCCCGCUGCCCUCCCGCCGGGCCUCUACGAGCAGGCAAAGGGCUCCGGCGGCGUCGGUUCGCGCGUCCUACCCGGCUCGCCCCUCGCAGCCCAGAACACUGGCGGCUCGGCAUCCGGCUUCGGCUCCGCCAUGGGCGUCCAGCGUCAGAUGACUGGCUCCAACUUCCAAGCUCCCUCGGCUUUCCAGUCACCCCAACAGACAAUAGCCCCUCCCGCCGCUGCUCCCACCGCCACCGCUGCCACCUCGGUUGCAGCUCCCUGGGACGUCACUCCCGAGGACAAGGCUCGCUCCGAUCAGUUUUUCGAUGGCCUCGACGUUUCCAAGAAAGGUCGUCUCGAUGGUGCCGCCGUCGUGCCCUUCUUCAUGCAGAGCAAACUCACCGAGGCCGUGCUCGCCCACGUCUGGGACCUCUCCGACGUCACCCAGACCGGCACCCUCAACAAGGACGAGUUCGCCGUCGCCAUGCACCUCAUCAACGCACAGCUCGCCGGCAAGCCGCUGCCCCAGGAACUCCCCGCCACGCUCGUCCCGCCUUCGAUGCGCAGCAUGGAUCUGCCCGCCGCCGUCAACCCGCACCAGUCCGACACCCAGAAGGACCUCUUCUCGCUAAUGGACGACGACCCGCCGGCGCCCACCAUCUCGGCCUCGUCCGCUUUCAUUACGCCCUCGCCCGCCGCACCAGUCGUGCACAACCAACCGUUUGGCGCCGCCCCAGCCCCGGCUGCCACCACCACGGCUCAGCGCUCGGCUCCCGGUCCCUUUGACGACGACUUCUUUGGCGCUUCCGACACCACUCCCAGCGCUCCAACGCCUUUCCAAUCCAGCCAGCCCGCAGCCGCAGCCCUCUCGCCCGCGGCUACAGGUGGCAGCUUCGGCAGCCCGGCCGCCUUCCGUUCGCCCGGCAUCGCCUCGCCUACCGGCGUAGCUUCGCCUUCCGCCUCCACCUCGCGCCUCGGCACCGCCUUUGGCGCAGGUACAGCCGCCACUGCUGCAGGCGCUGCCGCCGGUGCCGCUUUCGGCUCGGGCUCGGGCUCGGCCACCGCCACCGCCACCGACCAAGGCGCCGAUUUCGGAAACAAGUCGCUGCAGCUCCAGAGCACCGAGAAGGCCGUCUCCGACCUCCAGUCCAGGCGCACCACCCUCGAAGACUCCGUGGCCACCAACGCUUCGACGCUCGCCGAGCUCGAGUCGCGUCUCUCCGCCGUUCGCGGCCAGCACGACACCGAGUCCAAGCUGGUCAAGGACCUCGAGGAGCGCUCGCAAAAGCAGAACGCGGAGCUCAAGACGCUGCGCGAGGACGUCAUCCGCGAGGAGAGCGAGCUCAGCGCGCUCAAGGCCGAAAAGGACGAGCUGGAGCAGGCGCUCAUGCGCGACCGCGAGGACGUGCGCGACAUGAAGAAGCGCAUGAACGACGUGCAGACCGAGACCAAGUCGCUCAAGGAGCAGCUCGACAAGCUGCGCAAGGAGGCCAGGCAGCAGAAAGGUCUCGUCGCCAUCAGCAAGAAGCAGCUCGUCACCGCCGAGGCCGACCAGGAUAAAGUGGCCAGCGAGAUCGAGGCUGUGCAGCGCGGAGAUGUCGAGACGGCCACUGAGCACAGUGCCGCGCCCGCGCACGCCGAGGCGGUGACGAGUCCGGCUGCGAGCGUUCGAAGCACCAAUCCCUUCGACCGCUUCGGAACGGGCGCGAGCGCUUCCCCUCAGCCGGGCACACCCGCGCUGCCUGCUGCUGGUGCGAGCCACCAUGGCGGCGUCGGAACGGCUCUGGCAGCUGGUGCUGGUGCCGGCGCUGUACUCGGCGGUGUGGCUGCGGCAGCUUCCCACCACGACAGCGAGGCUCCUCACACGGGCGUUGCGGACCAAGCAGUCCACGACGCCGAUCCGUUCGGCGUCCAGCACACGCAGCAGCCGGCACAGCCUGCGCAGAGCCUCGGCUUUGACGAUGCCUUUGCCGUCCCUGGCGAAUCGACAACCGAUGCCCCGGCACACGCAACCUCGGCCGACUUUGACGACAACUUUGGCGACGAUUUCGGCGCGGGCACUGCUGCUCCCACUGGUGUCGGUGCGGACAAGGCCGACGAGCCUGCUGUGGGUGACGACGAUUCGCGUGGUGUAGAGCCUGCGGCGGUGGAUGGGCUCGCUGCCGGUGCCGGUGCUGGUGCGGUGGGCGCUGCGGCAGUGCACGCCGUGGAGCCUUCGCAGGACGCAGCGCCCACAGUGGCAACCGGGACCGAGGCUGCAGACACCCCGAUCGCGGACAUGAGCCGACCGGACGAGCCGGACGCCGACGAGGACAGCUCUGACGACGACGAUGAUGGGCCCGAGGACGUCAGCGGCUACAGAGGCCACGACACGGCCGGUGCUGCUGACCGCUUCCCGGACAUCGACGAGUCGACGCAGGAUGUUGGCGCGGCGGCUGCGGUCGAGCCGAAGCACGAGGAACGCACGGUGCCAGGCGGACUGGAGGACGUUACCGCUGCCAGUGUGGUGCCUGCCUCGUCGGCCCCUGUUGACCCUUCGGCGAUCGGAUCUGUCGCGGGCGAGCGCACUGCGUCGACGACGUCCAUUGCGCCCGUCAGCCGCCAAGAGACCGGAGCCCCCGCCACUCCAGCCGAACCCGCUUCGGAAGCCGAGCAUACUCCGGCUGCUGCGGCUGCAGCGGGCGGACUGGGUGUUGCAGCUCUCGCUGCGGGUGCGGGCGCUCUGACGCUGGGCGAGCGAGGCGGUGCGGAUGUGCAGCCCGAGGUGUCGUCGCCGACGGACGACGUGCCGCUCAGCCAGCUCAUGGUUGCGCAAAAUCCCAAGGCUGGUGUCGAGCCGUCGGUAAGCCCGAGUUCUUCGAUUAAGACUCGGCGUGCGCCGCCGCCCGCGCCCGUGCGCAGCGGGACGGCGCUCUCGGCUGCUUCGCCUGCCACGGCGCCGACGGUGCUAGCUGCCGAGCCGACGAGUGGUACGGCGGCUCCUGUCAAGCCGGUGGAGGCGUCGACGAAUCCGUUUGGCAUGGACGACUUUGGUGCAGGCGCAAAGCCGCACCCGACGCAUGGGGACAGCGGCAGCGGCAGUGGGUUCGACGACUUUGACUCGGCCUUCGAGGAUCUCGGUCCGUCCGAGGCGGUUCCGAACGCCGCAGCUGCCGGCACGGGCGCGGCAGUUGCAGUGCCACAGAGCGGCUUCGACGACGCGUUUGACAACGACUUUGACUUUGUGCCGUCGUUCAGCACGGGUGCUGCGGGUGCUGCGGGUGCGGAUGCGGGCACCGCAACCACUCGAGCCGUUCCUGCGGCCCCAGCGAGAGGUCAGAAGGAUGCGUUUGACGACUUUGAUGCGGCGUUCGACAGCGCUCCGACCGCCACCUCCACCAGCGCCGCUCCUGCUGCUGCUGCUGCUGCUGCAGUUGCGACUCAGACUGGGACGACGUCCAACACUGCGUCUGGCUUCAGCUUCGAUGACGCGUUCUCGCCUUCCGCGAGCACUUCCGCGCCUGCAGUCUCAAUUCCCGCCUCCACCGCAUCCACCUCUGCCGCCACUGGUGUAAGCUCACCGACGGCGGCGGAGGGGACGUAUGCGCCGCCUCCCGGUCCUCCUCCUGGCUUCAAUGCUCCGCCCGCGGUGCCUCCUCGCUCGAGCGCACGCACGGCGACGGACGAGGCGGAAGACUACACCGGUGCGCUUCCGGACGACGCUGGGCCCGUCAAGCAGCUGUGCGGUAUGGGCUUUACGCGCCAGGCCGUGAUCGGUGCGCUCGAGAAGUCCAACUAUCGCACCGAAAAGGCGCUCGAACGACUGCUCGCCUCGACCAACUAA
Messenger RNA from Moesziomyces antarcticus, 4458 nucleotides. RefSeq lists its product as uncharacterized. Gene Ontology annotation, cellular component: cytoplasm; plasma membrane. Gene Ontology annotation, biological process: endocytosis; endosomal transport. The record is from RefSeq and is a predicted model, not a curated record. NCBI's taxonomy places the organism in Eukaryota, Fungi, Basidiomycota, Ustilaginomycetes, Ustilaginales, Ustilaginaceae. The coding region runs from base 1 to 4458 and encodes 1485 amino acids. Gene Ontology annotation, molecular function: calcium ion binding; protein binding. The transcript has a single exon.